AUGGCUACUGAAGGUCCCAACCCCCGUGUUGGCGUCGCUGCCCUUAUCUACGCCCGCGACGGCAAGUUUCUCACCGGAAAGCGAAUGGGGAGUCACGGAGCAGGUACCAUCCAGCUCCCAGGCGGCCAUCUAGACUACGGCGAGUCUUUCCUCGAAUGCGCAGCAAGAGAAACCCUCGAAGAGACAGGCCUUCAAGUCCGCGCCACCAAAGUGGUAGCUGUGACGAACGACGUCUUUGAGAGUGAGAAGAAGCACUAUAUUACGAUAUUUGUGCGUUGCGAGAUGGUGGAUGAGAAUGCAGAGCCUCAGAUUCUUGAACCAAAGAAGUGUGUGGGGUGGUAUUGGAAGAAUUGGGAUGACUUGAAGGAGAUUCUUGCUGGGGCGGAGGAGGAGAAGUUGUUUUUGCCGUUGGUGAAUCUGCUGGGGCAGACGAAUGAUUUGGAGAGUCUGAGGUUGUGA
Messenger RNA from Fusarium pseudograminearum CS3096, 459 nucleotides. RefSeq lists its product as uncharacterized. The coding region runs from base 1 to 459 and encodes 152 amino acids. Lineage: Eukaryota; Fungi; Ascomycota; Sordariomycetes; Hypocreales; Nectriaceae. Gene Ontology annotation, cellular component: cytosol. Gene Ontology annotation, biological process: dGTP catabolic process. The transcript is spliced from 3 exons. The record is from RefSeq and is a predicted model, not a curated record. Gene Ontology annotation, molecular function: 8-oxo-7,8-dihydrodeoxyguanosine triphosphate pyrophosphatase activity.